GCCAUGCUGCUGGACCAACUUCCUGCUGAGCUGACCACAGUGGUAUAUGGGUUCCUGCUUCUUCCAUUCCAGAUCCAGGGCCAGGACCCAGCCAGCCCCAUCAGAACCACACACACCGGGCAGGUACAAGGCAGCCUUGUCCAUGUGAAUGACACCAAUGUAGCAGUCCACACCUUCUUGGGCAUUCCCUUUGCCAAGCCACCUAUAGGACCACUGCGGUUUGCCCCUCCAGAGCCCCCUGAACCAUGGAGUGGUGUGAAGAAUACCACCUCCUACCCAGCCAUGUGUCUGCAAGAUGCUAGUUCAAUUAAUACACUGAUUACGAUUAUCUUGAACCUCAAUAUACCUCCCUUCUCCACAUCUGAAGACUGCCUUUACCUCAAUAUCUAUUCACCUGCCAGUGCCAAUGAGAGCUCUGCCCUACCUGUAAUGGUGUGGAUCCAUGGUGGUGGACUGGUUACAAAUGCAGCUUCCUUGUUUGAUGGAUCCAGGCUGGCAGCCACUGAGAAUGUGGUGGUGGUCACCAUCCAGUACCGCCUGGGAGUCCCAGGCUUCUUCAGCACUGGAGACCAGCAUGCCACUGGCAACUGGGGCUUCCUGGAUCAAGUGGCCGCCCUACGCUGGGUCCAAAAGAAUAUCGCCCACUUUGGAGGCAACCCCGACCGUGUCACCAUUUUUGGCGAGUCUGCAGGUGGCAUGAGCAUAUCUUUACAUGUCGUGUCCCCCAUGUCCAGAGGACUCUUCCAUGGGGCCAUCAUGCAGAGUGGAGUGGCCCUGGCACCUGGCUUAAUCACCAGCUCCUUUGAGGAGAUUGUCAAGAUGGUGGCCAACCUGUCUGCCUGUGAGCAGGUGGACUCAGAGGCCCUGGUGUGCUGCCUAAGGGGCAAGAAUGAAGAGGAAAUGCUGGCUAUUACCAAGUCCUCCCCAAACACAGCUGGUGUGGUGGAUGGGGUCUUCCUACCCAGGCAACCCAAGGAGCUACUGGCCUCUGCUGACUUCUACCCAGUUCCCAGCAUCAUUGGUGUCAACAAUGAUGAGUUUGGUUGGCUCCUCCCCAUGGUCUCAGGAUUUGCUGACACCAUAAAGGGAAUAAAUAGACAGACCUUACCAGCUAUUAUGAAAAAUACAGUAAGACUCAUGAACUUGCCUGCUGAGUGUGCUCACCUGCUGAUGGAAGAGUACAUGGGGGACACUGAGGACACCCAGACCCUCCAAACCCAGUUCCAAGACAUGAUGGGGGACUUCAUGUUCGUGAUACCUGCACUGCAAGUAGCACAUUUUCAGUGUUCCCAUCCCCUCGUCUACUUCUAUGAGUUCCAACAUCCUCAUGGCCUGAUACAGAGCCUCAGGCCUCCACAUGUGAGAGCCGACCAUGGCGAUGAGGUUGACUUUGUCUUCGGGUCUUCCUUUUGUGGCAGCAGCCCUGGCUUUUCUGAGGCAGAGGAGCUCCUGAGCAGGAGGAUGAUGAAGUACUGGGCCAACUUUGCCCGGAAUGGGAACCCCAACAGCGAGGACCUGCUCCAUUGGCCCAUGUUUGACCAGAAUGAGCAGUACCUACAGCUGGACAUCCAUCCUGCAGUGGGCCAGUCCCUGAAGGCCUCCAGGCUGAAGUUCUGGACCAAGACCCUGCCCCAGAAGAUCCAAGAACUCAACGGGGCCUCACAUCUGAGUAGCCUCUCCCACUCCAGAUCCGGCGUGAGACUUUGCCGGGGGCCUGUGGAAGAGAAGGCAACAGGGUAA
Messenger RNA from Dipodomys spectabilis (banner-tailed kangaroo rat), 1740 nucleotides. RefSeq names its product pyrethroid hydrolase Ces2e-like. The record is from RefSeq and is a predicted model, not a curated record. The transcript has 13 exons. Gene Ontology annotation, molecular function: carboxylic ester hydrolase activity. NCBI's taxonomy places the organism in Eukaryota, Metazoa, Chordata, Mammalia, Rodentia, Heteromyidae. Gene Ontology annotation, cellular component: intracellular membrane-bounded organelle. Bases 4 to 1740 code for a protein of 578 amino acids.